GGCGGUGCGGCGCCGGCGGCGCCGGCGGAGGACGAGUCCGGGAGCCUGUUGGCGCAGUCUGGGCUCUUCCUGUCGUACUUCGGGCUGCAGUCGACCAUGAGCUUCUACAUGAAGUUCCUGCUUGCGAAGGUGCGUGUGGCCGAGAACCUCAGGGGCGUGCCCGCUUCCUUCAUGAUCACGACCAGUCAGCAGCUCGUCGGUUUCACGUUGUUCCUGCUGUUUAUAGGCGUCUCGCGGCUGCUGGGGAGGCCCUACAAGCCCAAACGGUUGACCUCGCGGAAGGAGGUCCUGCUCGUCCUCGCUUUGAGGACCAUACGUCGUUCUCCCUGA
This is a messenger RNA of Prorocentrum cordatum, 330 nucleotides long. NCBI's taxonomy places the organism in Eukaryota, Dinophyceae, Prorocentrales, Prorocentraceae. The record is from the annotation of a GenBank genome assembly.